CAGCUGUGUCUGAGCAAGGGGCCAGUGAGACUGCCGGCGCGUACUCCUAGUGGAUUGCGACAUACUUCAUACACUCCACCCGACAAUGUUUGCUCACUAAAUCGACUAAUAGACGCCGCUAGCAACGCAGCCCUAGCAAUGCUCAGAGAGAUGGGAUGGAGAGUAUGUGAAAACAUGUGCCAAGUCUGUAUCCUGCGACUGGGCUUUAUCAGAAACAGCACGCAGGCUUCUUUCCCAGAGAGUUGGAUCGAUUACCAAUGACGGCAGAAU
This is a messenger RNA of Geodia barretti, 270 nucleotides long. The record is from the annotation of a GenBank genome assembly. Lineage: Eukaryota; Metazoa; Porifera; Demospongiae; Tetractinellida; Geodiidae.